AUGGCGGUGCCGGUGGCGGAGCCGGCCCGGGCCGGACCCCGGCUGGGAAUGGCGCUGGGGCUGGCGGCGGGCGCCGGCCUCUGCCUCGGGGUGAUCUGGGCCGUGCGCCGCCGCUCCAAGGAGGCGGCGAGGCCGCCGCGCCGCGGUACGGGCGGGAUCGAGCGGCGGGGAGGCCGGUCUUGCUGUUUUUUCCUCAGGCUCCUUCAGGCACUGGAAGGAGCAGUUGGGUCACCACAGAGCCUUCACUUUUCUAGUCUGAACAAUCCCAAUUCUCCCAGCCUUUCCCUGCAGCAGAGCUGCUCCAUCCCUCUGAUCCCCUCGGUAUCCUUGCCAAAUCAAGCCUCCUAUCCCCUGCCAACAGACCCAUGGCCAGAUUUCCCUCCCGCUGGAAUCCUUUCCUGCUUGGACCUGACAGCUCCGUUGUGCUCUGGUGCAGCCCAGCCCGUGCCCGUGCGCAGAGCGCAGCUCCCGUCGGGUGAGGGUGCGCGCGAUGGAGCCGUGCCCACCCCCCUGCUGAGGCAGAACGAGCAGCUGGAGCUGCUGGAGCGCCUGGACUUUGUGCUGAAGAACGUGAUGGAGCUGAAGAAGGAGGUGGAGGAGCUGCGGAACAGCCUCCAGCACCUGGCGGUGGAGAUCGUGGGGGAAGUCAGGAAUCACCUGGAAGAAACCCAGCGUGUGACUCGCCGGAGGAAGAUCCCCUUCUUCAGGGACAGAAGUGACUCCACAGGCUCCAGCUCCAUUUAUUUCACAGCCAGCUCAGGGAACAUCAACACAGAUGAUGGAGAGAGUGAAGGGGGUUACACCACGGCCAACGCCGAGUCCGACUACGACCGGGAGUCGGAGCGGGAGAGCGAGGACGAAGUGAGCUGUGACACAGUGAGGACAGUGCGCAGGGACUCCCUGGAUCUGGUCCCUGAGGAUGAAAACCCUCUGCUCGUGGAUUCCUUGCUGGAGGAGGGGCUGGGGCAGCUCCUGGAGCAGGCUGACCGCCUGCACAGCGGGGAUGAGCAGGACAGGAGAGAAGGAUUCCAGUUACUCCUCAACAACAAGCUGGCGUACGCGGGGCAGCGGGAAUUCCUGUGGCGCCUGGCGCGGGCGCACUGUGACAUGUGGGAGCUGACGGAGGACGCGGAGGAGAGGAGAUCCUACGCCACCGGGGGGAAGGAAGAGCUGGAACUCGCCUUGCAGAAAUGGGAUCAAAGUGCUGAGUGCCACCAGUGGUUUGCCAUCCUUUGUGGGCGGGUUUCAGAACAGGAGAGCAUUCCCAAACGCAUCCAGGCUGGAUAUGUUUUCAAGGAGCACAUUGAUAAAGCCAUUGCCCUGAAGCCACAGGACCCACAGCUCUAUUAUCUCCUGGGCAGGUGGUGUUACCAGGUUGCCCACCUGGGCUGGCUGGAGAAGAGGACGGUGUCAGCGCUGUUCGAGGCCCCUCCCACAGCCACGGUGCAGGACGCGCUCCAGAACUUCCUGCGGGUCGAGGAGCUGAGCCCAGGGUUUUCCAAAGCAGGAAGAGUUUACAUUGCCAAGUGCUACAGGGACCUUGGGAAUGCCUCAGCAGCCUUGCUGUGGAUGGACCUCGCCUCAGAGCUGCCAGGGAACACCAAAGAGGAUGCAGAAAGUGAGAAGGAGCUUCAGGAGAUGCGCUCAGUCUGGGAGGAAUAAUUUUGGAAACACUCAUCCCACUGCAGAGACAGUAAAAUUCCAAAUGGAUUUCACUAUCCUGACAAUUCCAAGCACACUUCAUGGACAAGGAACAAGAGGUUACAGGAAAACACCCAGCAGCACAUCCAGGAAAACAUCUUGGAAUGAAUGGGAUAAAAUCGUGGUUUAUUUUCC
Sturnus vulgaris (Common starling) is the source of this 1836-nucleotide messenger RNA. The record is from RefSeq and is a predicted model, not a curated record. Lineage: Eukaryota; Metazoa; Chordata; Aves; Passeriformes; Sturnidae.